CUGGUGUUCUCUAAUCAAGUAAGUUUAGAUAGAAGAUUAGACUUUGCCUACUUGGCGGGAAAGAUAAACAAAACAAACGGAAAAGGCUUGCUACAUUUAUAUAUUGCAGAGGUUUAAUCUCUGAUAGAAAGAUGUCUGUAGAUACUAAUGGAAGAAUGGGUGAUGCUGCAUCUCAGAUUAUACAAAAUGGAACUUCAGAGAUGAAUGGGAAACCUUCAAGAUGUAAAAGGCAUUCAGAAUACAACUACCUAGAUGCAAUACAGGAGAUAAUUGACUGCGGAGUGAGAAAAAAUAAUAGGACAGGCACAGAUACUCUGUCUAUAUUUGGUAUGCAGAUGAAAUACAAUCUCCGGGAUGAAUUUCCACUGUUGACUACAAAACGUGUUUUCUGGCGAGGUGUAGCUGAGGAGUUGCUGUGGUUUGUUCAGGGGUGCACAAAUGCCAAUGUUCUAAAAGAGAAAAAUGUUCACAUCUGGGAUGCUAAUGGCUCAAAAGAAUUUCUCUCAGGGAUAGGACUUGGUCACAGAGAAGAAGGCGACCUUGGUCCAGUGUAUGGAUUCCAGUGGAGACAUUUUGGUGCGGAAUAUAAAGACAUGCAUACUGACUACAAGGGUCAGGGUGUUGAUCAACUAAAGGAUGUGAUACAUAAAAUAAAGACCAAUCCAGAUGACCGUAGAAUUAUCAUGUCUGCAUGGAAUCCUCUUGAUUUAGACAAGAUGGCUCUACCACCAUGUCAUUCAUUUGUACAGUUUUAUGUUUGUAAUGGUGAACUGUCUUGUCAGCUGUAUCAAAGAUCUGCAGAUAUGGGACUUGGUGUUCCAUUCAACAUAGCAAGUUAUUCUCUUCUCACAUAUAUGAUAGCGAAAGUCACUGGUCUCAAGCCUGGAGAUUUUGUCCACACACUGGGUGAUGCACAUGUAUAUGUGAACCAUAUAGAUGCCUUAAAAGAACAGUUGAAAAGAGAGCCAAGACCAUACCCUAAACUUUUGAUAAAGAGAGAAGUUACAGACAUUGAUGACUUUAAAAUGGAAGAUUUUGAAAUUGAUGGAUACAAACCUUACCCAAAAAUACAGAUGGACAUGGCUGUAUAAAAUAUUCAUUGUAUGUCAUAAUGUGCAAUUUUUUGUUAAAGAAAGUGGUAAAAUGUGAAAAUGUUUUAGAAAUUUACAACAACUCCACAUAUUAUAAACAGUUUUCUCUCGCAAACGUAACUGUUGAAUUUAGUUUGCAUUUCUAGACCAGUUUACACAAGGAUGAAUGAUGGUUGAUAGCUAGCUGAGCUAUGAUUAGAACCAGUUUGUUAAUAAAAGUUUAUCAUAAAUUUAUGUAACAUUUCACAUCAGGCUGUGUUUUGUGACUGUGAUAAGACUUUGGAUCAAAGUUGUUGCAAGUUAAUUAGAGCAAAAAAGUUAGGGGAAAGAAGGUAAAAAUAUGUGUAAAGUGGUAUACUAAAUGUGUACGAGUUUCGUAGCUGUCUCUUACCUGUUUCUGUCACGCAUGAUUAAAAGAGAUGAGGGGGGAUUUAUAAUGUGUUUGUACUGUUUAUGAUAUUUUUAUGAACUUUAUUAUAAGAGCAGUUAAGUGCUAGCAAAAUGGAGGAUUAAAUCUGUCAAACUUG
Messenger RNA from Mercenaria mercenaria, 1618 nucleotides. Its product is annotated as thymidylate synthase-like. The transcript has 9 exons. Gene Ontology annotation, cellular component: cytosol; mitochondrion. Lineage: Eukaryota; Metazoa; Mollusca; Bivalvia; Venerida; Veneridae. The record is from RefSeq and is a predicted model, not a curated record. Gene Ontology annotation, biological process: dTMP biosynthetic process. The coding region runs from base 132 to 1091 and encodes 319 amino acids. Gene Ontology annotation, molecular function: thymidylate synthase activity.